This is a messenger RNA of Chara braunii, 540 nucleotides long. The record is from the annotation of a GenBank genome assembly. Lineage: Eukaryota; Viridiplantae; Streptophyta; Charophyceae; Charales; Characeae.
AUAAAAAUGAGUUUGCGGCAUUACGACCGUCAAACCUCCGAGCGUCACUGAAGAGCGUACGAGGCGAUUCCACUUUUUCCGGGCAAGGGAUUGGUAUUUGGGCAAUCUGAAGACUUGCUGUCCGAAGCACACCAGCUGUUGAGUCCAAAACACUUUUUGGCAAAGAUGGGUCGGUUUUUGGCAGCCUUCGCCGUCGCGAGCUUGGUCCUGCUUGCUACCCUUAGCGUCCUCCACCUCGCAGAUGCCACCGGUGCGAAAUGUCCCUGCUCCCCUGGGACGAAGCGGUGCACUCCCACGGGUCCGUGCCUGAUGAGAACGCAGAGGACGGGGUAUAAGAUCUUGGCAUUCCGCUCCUUCGCCUUGCUCCUUGCACCACAAGACAUGUCGCCUUCUUCGUCCUCCCUCUUGCACAUCUUGCUGUACUGCUUAGCUCUGUCGUGCGCAGAGGAAUGACCACAUUUUCUUUCAUUCCUUGGAACUUGAUUCGUUGGGCUCUCUGCAAAAUGCUUGCACUCUUGACAAUGAAAAUGCAAAAAGAAG